Messenger RNA from Actinia tenebrosa (Australian red waratah sea anemone), 1811 nucleotides. RefSeq names its product protein singed. NCBI's taxonomy places the organism in Eukaryota, Metazoa, Cnidaria, Anthozoa, Actiniaria, Actiniidae. Gene Ontology annotation, biological process: actin filament bundle assembly; cell migration; establishment or maintenance of cell polarity. Gene Ontology annotation, cellular component: actin cytoskeleton; cytoplasm. Gene Ontology annotation, molecular function: protein-macromolecule adaptor activity; actin filament binding. The record is from RefSeq and is a predicted model, not a curated record.
UCCCUUAAAGAUCGUAUUACACGCUGAACAACCCCGAUUAAUACGCCGUGUACGCGUUCAGUUCAGACGGUCCAGACUUCCUCUCUUCAUAAAAUUCACAACUUGCCCCGUUUUUAUCCAACGGUUUUGAGAUUUCACCAUGCCAGAGACCACGACAUGGAAUAUUGGUCUGGUGAACCAUGCUUCUCGUUAUCUUACAGUAGAAACGUUUGGAUUUACGCUCAACGCGGAUGGAACAUCCCUUAGAAAGAAACAAAUGUGGGUAUUGGAGCAGGACAAUGAUGAAGGGGUCUACUUUAAGUGUCACUUAGGAAGAUAUCUCACAGCCGAUCCGAAGGGGAAAUUAUCGUGUGAAGCCACGGAACGCGAGCCCAACGCAAGAUUUACUAUAGUUACAAAAGAUGGCAAAUGGGCACUGAAGAGCUCGCAUAAUGCGUACUUCGGGGCAACAGGGGAUCAGCUGAAAUGUGUAGCGAAAAUUGGCAAGACUGAGCUAUGGACCGUGCAUCUUGCCAUGCACCCUCAAGUCAAUCUUAAAAGUGUCCUCAGAAAGCGCUAUGCUCACCUAGAUGAAGCGAGUCAAGAUAUCAAAGUUUCGGAGAUUAUUCCAUGGGGUGCUGAUGCGAUGGUGACACUAGAGUUUACUGAUGGUGCCUAUGCGAUCGUCGCCAGCAACGACAAGUACCUCAAGUCUAACGGCGACCUCAGUGACGAACUAACCGAUGAGUGUAAAUUCUCUAUUGAAUUCCAUCAAAAAAAUAUCGCAUUUAGAGAUCACAAAGGGAAGUACUUGACUGCCGUUGGAACUGGAAGAUUGCAGUGCAAGAAAGACACAGUUACCAAAGAUGAGUUGUACAUUCUUGAAGACAGUCAUCCACAGUGUUCCUUCAUUGGACACAAUGACAGACGCAUAUCAAUCAAACAGAGUAUGGAUGUAACAGCCAAUCAAGCAGAAAUGACAGAUACUGAAAUCUUCCAAGUGAUUUUCAACAAGGAGAAUAAUAAGGUGUCAUUCCUAAGUAACAACGAGAAGUACUGGUUGGCCAAUGGUAGUGUGGCAACAGCAUCCUCCAGUGAAAUCACACCCAAGGCUGAGUUUGAGCUGGAAUGGCAUGGCAACCAAAUCGCCUUCAAAGCCAACUCCGGCAAAUAUCUGUCUGCCAAAGCCAAUGGGCAACUUCUUGAUGGCACUGAUGAAGUCUCUGCCACAGGUUUAUUCACAGUUGAGCUUGUUAACCGACCACUUCUAGUCCUCCGUGGAGAAUUUGGGUUCGUUGGGUGCAAGGGUACCACCAACAGACUCGAGUGUAACCGUGCUGCCUAUGAUGUCUUCCGCAUGAAGGUUGAAAAUGGUUUCUACACCAUUUGCAACAAGAAGGGCAAAUACUGGCGCACAGAGGAAGAUGGAAGCAUUUCUGUGUCUGCUGAUGAAACUGGUGCAGAUAGGUUCCAAAUUGAAUUGAGAGGACGUAAYGGCCUAUGUAUCAAGUCCCCGAAUGGAUGCUACCUCAAAGGAGAGCAAAAUGGUACUUUUAAUGCCAAAGGAACUGAAGUUAAAGACACCGUCUGGGAGUACUAAAUUCCAAUUCUUCAAAAAUGCAGAGAUUUACCAACGUGAAAUAAUUGACAAUAUGCAAAAAUAUACUAGAACUUAAAUUUAAAUGAAAACAAUGCAUUUGUAAGGUAAAAUAUCAGUUGUAGUUAAGUAAUUUGUGAGACUCAUAAGUUUACAAACGUUGACAAUCUCUCGACCUAACUGAAAUUUAAGAAAUGUUCGACUGAGCUAUUAAUAAAGAGCUAAAAGGUUUCAA